Syngnathus typhle (broad-nosed pipefish) is the source of this 2478-nucleotide messenger RNA. RefSeq names its product neurofilament medium polypeptide-like. The coding region runs from base 569 to 2230 and encodes 553 amino acids. Gene Ontology annotation, molecular function: calmodulin binding. The transcript is spliced from 8 exons. NCBI's taxonomy places the organism in Eukaryota, Metazoa, Chordata, Actinopteri, Syngnathiformes, Syngnathidae. The record is from RefSeq and is a predicted model, not a curated record.
GUUAGACACAUGUUUCCUCAAUUUAGAAGUUUUAUUUUGACUUUUAAAUGUAUUUCUAAUUUGGGGAAAAAUAUCGCGAUGUAGUGAAGCCGCGAUAAACGAAACGCGAAGUAGCGAGGUAUCACUGUAUAUUAUAUAGAAUUAUAAUAUAGAAUUAUGUUAUUUUAAUGAGAGUUACCACUAGAAAAUGACGCCGACGUUUGGAAAGGCCCAUACAGCAAAAUCAAACUACUUUUUUUUUUUCUAUAAGAUCUGGGCCUUGUCCGUCGUUACAAACGUUGCCUAGCAACAGGUAACAACAACAACAGCGUCUCCACACACCGUUAGCAUAAACGUUCAGCUACUGAAGGUAGGUCACAGCGGUUUGUCUAAGUCGUCAACCUUAAUACACAUAAGUAUAUUUUAAACGUAUUAAAUUCUCAACAGAAAAGGAGACAGAUUGUCAGACAUUUCAAUGACAAGUAUGACUUUAGAGUGCUAGCUGGUUAGCGGCAGAGCCUCACGGACAAAGUUUCCGCGAGUUAACUUCCCUAAAAAAAAGAGAUUCUUGCUUCAACGAGUUGUCAACAUGUCAGUGCCUUUCUGCAACACCCAACUGAGAAUCCCACGGGGAUUCGGUGCCAUUCUGGAAGGACUAGUCCGAGAAAUCCUUCGAGAUCAACCUGCAGAUAUUCCCAAAUAUGCUGCCCUCUACUUCAAGCGUCUUCUCGGCCAACGAGAAAACAGUGGCGUGGAUCCAAUUCAGUGGGCUGCCAGCUUGGAAGAGCGAUUUGACAACGACCGUUCAUUUCAGGAUGGUCCUCAAGCGGGGCCUGAAACAGGAGUUUCUGAAGAAGAAAGACCUGAGCUACAAACCGAAGAAGUGUCCGCUCAGUCCUCAGAGUCCAUACGACCUCAAGACUCCGUAGCAACAACUGAUCAGACUGAUGCUCAAAACGAGCAAGAUCAGGAUGUACCUCCGUCCGAGACACAAACUGGAGUCUCAGGAGGAGACGAGAGCACAGAAGCUGGAGAGUCGAAGAAAGUGGCUGAGGGGGAUGCGAAGGAAGUGGCUCAGGAGGAGGCGAUAGAAGUGGCUGGGGAAGAGGUUCAGGAGAAGGCGAUAGAAGUGGCUCAGGAGGAGGCUCAAGAAAAUUCUCAGGAGGAAGAUCAGGGGGUGGCUGAGGGAGCUCAGUCGGCUAAAGGGGUUUCUGAGGAGGACACUGAAGGGAAAGCCAAGAAGAAUGCUGAGGAAGUGGCUCAGGAGGAGUCUAUAGAAGUGACUCAGGAAGAGGCUCAGGAAGAGGCUCAAGAGAAGGCUGAGGAGUUGGCUGAAGUGAGUGUCGAGGAAGACGCAGAAGGGAGCGCGAAGGACACUGAAGGGACCACUGAGGGGGAAGCUGCCGACCUUAGAAAACCGGAGGCAACCGUGGAGAAUGUCACGGUUGCUGAUAAUCAAGAUGGUAAUUCACAGGCUGCUGAUGAAGAGAGCGCUAAAGGCGAGACAGAAGAAGCUGAAGAAGUUCAAGAUCAGGCUGAAAAGCCAAAUGAGGUGGAAGGAGCCGUAACCGAGGCUCCUAAUGAAGAAGAUGGCCAAUCAGCUGAUACAGAAGGAAAUGUGGACAUCAGUGCUGAACCCACAGAAAAUUCCUCAGUUGAGGUGGGCUCAAUGCAAGCCGAGCCAAGUGAUGAUCAGCGAGAAGGUCUAGAGGAGGUUUCAGAAACGUUGACACAGGAAGCGCAAGUCAGUGAGGAGCCUGAAAAGGAAGGAGAACAAAAUGAUACCAACAAUGAAGAAAUUGAAGGUAUUUUUGACGGUUUGGACACAAUCAUGAAUACAUUAGAGUUUUUGUCAAGCGGCCGAUGCACAUCUCGAGGAGGCCGUGCCAGCGGAUGCACCCGAACCCAGCGAUUAGAAGGAAUUGAGCUUUGUCUUCUUAAGGGUCAUGUGAUCAUGAAAGUCAGCCCGGAUUGUGCCCAGGUGUCAAUACCGUCUUCUUCCUCCUGCGACCGGACGCGUUCCUCCCGUCGAGAAAAUCAUGGCAUGCAGGAGGAACGCAGCAGACCCCAGGAGGAGGAGGACAUCAUGGACAUCCCGCUGGAUGACCCCGAGGCCAACAGGGCAGCCGCCAAGAUCCAGGCGGGCUUCCGUGGCCACAUGACCCGUAAGAAGAUGAAGCCGGAGGACAAAGCAGAAGGAGAGGAGGCGCUCCAGCAGCAGCCGACUGAAUCGUCAUUCUCUAAGCGCUGAUAAAUGAACCUGCUUCUCAACACAUUGUUCAAUCACCAGAGAGAUGUUAACGUUGUCAUUUAGUCGAAUUGAAAUGGUAAUUGAGGAGACAGCCGCUCUUUAGAAGACGCUGUUAAAAAUGAAAAAGGGUUGCACUUGUUUCUGUGGUUGCUAACAAAGAUACGUGGUGGUUAUUUUUGUUUUGAUUUGCAAGACAAGAAAUAAAUAUAAACAACACAACAAUUGUCAAAGUUGUAAUGUCAUUAUCC